Messenger RNA from Lepus europaeus (European hare), 9612 nucleotides. It is a transcript of the gene CFAP54, whose product is annotated as cilia and flagella associated protein 54. Gene Ontology annotation, biological process: cilium assembly. NCBI's taxonomy places the organism in Eukaryota, Metazoa, Chordata, Mammalia, Lagomorpha, Leporidae. The coding region runs from base 1 to 9513 and encodes 3170 amino acids. The transcript has 69 exons. The record is from RefSeq and is a predicted model, not a curated record.
AUGGCGGCGCAGGGCAUCCACUCGAGUUCUCUGUACUAUGAGGAGUCUCUCACUUCCAUCUCGCUGCCAGAACAGGCGCCGCCCCAGCCCCGGCCCCCGUCCUCGAGCUCGGUGUCCAAGACGCCCCUGGAGUCUAAGGCGAGCUCCCCGGGCCCGCUGCUUCGCUGUACCAGUCCGGAGGGCUCGUUGCCCCUCGCCGUGUUUUAUGGGCCGUUGGACGCGAAAAACCCGCUGCUGGCCUCCUUCGAGAAGGAGAUCCGGGAGCUGUUAGGUUUUAUGAAGAAGAAGAAGGCUUUAGCGACGACGGAGGGACAGAAGCACGAAUUCCACCGGCGAGGUGCCACCUCUUUGUUUAAUAUCUGGACCAAAUACGCCCCCAGGCUGCCAGCUGACUAUUACAAUGAAAAGCUUCUGAAGGUUGGAGAUAGCCUUUUUCAAAUGAAAGAAUACAAACUGGCCCUUUUACAGUGCUAUGGAAGAUAUCUUCAGCAGUUCAGUAUGGAUUUUGAUGAGAACAAAGCUGAUGUGAAUCAAUUCAAAAGUGUCUUUUUUCCGAAAGGCUUUGGGGAUAAAGCUGCUGGACUUACAUUUCAUGCUUUAAAUGGAAAAAAUAUUUGCAACUACCAGCUGGUCUGCGACAGUGAUGUAAAGCUGCAGAAUAAAGAAUCUGUGAGCCAGUGUCUGCAGAUCUUGUCCUCCUUAAGGCUCAUCAUGCAGGUGGCUCUGCCGCAGGAGCACCUUUGCUGGAUUAUCUUCAAUGGUACCAUUUAUAUUUAUACCAUUUGCAGAAAACUGAUGGUCAUAGGCCAGUCUUCCAAGGCCUUGGAAUACCUGCUGUGGGCCAGUGUGUGCAUGGAGUCCUCGGUGCCGCUGCUGUCCAUCAGGUACCUGACAUGGAGAACUACUCUUUACACUGCUGUUUGCCAGUGCUACUAUGACUGCCAAGCUGGCAUUAAUGGAGAGGCAUUUGCUCGGCGUGCUUUAGGCAAAAUUGAAGAGUUGAGGCAACUGGAAGUAAUGAGUUCCUCACGAUCACAGGAAGAAUCCAAAAGAUAUUACAGAGAGGCCGCAAUAAAGAUGGCAGUGAUGAUCUUCAAAAGAGGGAUAUUUGAAUCACGAAGAAAAAACAAAGUCUUCUUUAGACCAAAGACAAGGAUUAACUUGAAGGAAGCACAAAGUUUGCCAUGGCCACGUACUGUCACAGAGCGGCUGUUGGAUGAGAUGUUUGAUUGCACUUCAAUUCGGUUUCUUGCUGUUGUGGAAGCUCUUUCUGACUCAAAUAGGCGAAUACUGCAAACUGGACCUGUUGUUACAGAAGAAGUGGAGAUUCGUGACGUUGUCUCAGAACUGUUCAUGGCAGGAAAAGAGCUCUUGAUAGUUUCAAAUAUGGGUACAAAUGGAACAUUUGAUUUCCCCAAAACACCUCUGAUGGAACUUAUGAUAGAAAGAAAAAAUGUUAUUUCUUUGGAUGCUGCUGUGAAAUUUAUAAAAUUAGCUUUUACUUAUGAGGAAUGGAGUUUAUUUGAAUCUUCAGCUUGGCAGCUUAUUUAUUUUCUCCAGGGGCAGGAUGAUCCAGAAUCAAAGAAAGCAGAGAAAAAUUUGACUCUCUUGAUUGCAAUAGAACCGCUGAUCAAUGUAAAGAGGAACAAAGGUUUGAUACUUCCUUUGGAAAACUAUAAAGAAGGACAGACAUCUCAAACUUAUUUAAAACAUACUACUUUUCAAGAUACUUCUGGGAAGGCUUCUGGGUAUUCAGAAGAUAUUUUCCAUUUGGCAGCAACUCUGUAUUCCUGUGUCUGCUCCUCUCCCCAGGACGUUCUGCCUGAUAAAGAAAUCAUCGUGGACAUGAUAAUGUUCCUGUGGCAGAAAUGCAAAUUAGGAAUUCAGCGAUUCAGUAUGACUGGAAGUGAUUAUGCAAAAUUCACCCUGAAAAUCAGUACUAACAAAUGGGUGUAUCUUCUGUGGCAGAUAAAUGAAGUCAUUCAUUCCUGUAAGAUGGAAGACAUUGACGUGGUGGUGGUGGCAGAGGUCACACUACGAUUAAGUGAAAUACUGGAGUAUCUAGGAAGCCCACAAAGAAAAUUUAAAAAUUUAGAUUUGUCUUCAAGAAAAGCUACCGAAGAAUCCCCUGGGACUCCAAAGGGGAUCUCUGAAAUUCUUCCAAUAUUAAAGAAAAAACCCAUGGAGCUGUUAUCUUUUGCUUAUGAACUUCUUGACAAAGCAAUUGAUGGAAUAAAUUUGAAUUGCAUGUUAACUACUUUGCCAAAUGGAUCAUCAGUAAUUGACCACUGUUACGCCAAGUGCUCCAAAGAUGCAGCUGGAGACACUUACAAACCAAUCACAGCCAAUAGUUUCAUGAUGGAUUUGCAUCUUGAAUUAAUUCAGGCUCAGCACCGAGUAGCCAUCGUGCUUCUUGACCAAUUGCAAGUUUUUCAGACUCCAACUGUUAGCAAAUGUGUUUCUACAAAAAAUCUGGAAAAGUUCAAACAACCUGGAAGCACUGAUUGUUUUACAGAAUUAAGCAUAAUGAAUAAAAUAAAGAAGAAUAAAAUAUCCAAAGCGAUUUACUUGAUGCAGAAAGCUCUUUUAAUAUUUGAGAAAGAUACAACUUCUACAUGUUCCUGGAACUUUUUGAUGGAAGCCUAUUCUUUAAUUGAGAAGAUUGAAGCAGAACAAAAUGCCCUAUAUUCAUAUCAAGACUAUUUGAAAAGUUCAAAAAGAAAGAAAAGCAGAGUUCCUCCUCCACCUAUCCUGCUAUCCCGAACUCAUUGUUCUGUGACACUCAAACCUGCUCCAUUUAUUUCUGAUGUUAAGGUCUCCUGGUACUGCAUUUUGGGUUGCAAAGCAGAAGGAAGCUAUGGAAAAGUGAGGCUAAACAAUAACCAUCUCCCAAACUCCGGAGAAGCGAUACCAGCUGAUGGUAGAAGCAUUUUUGAAGUGAAAGGUUUGGAAACAAAUGAAAAAUACAUAUUUGCAGUUGCUGCUUAUUCUUCUAAUGGGAAGCUUGUUGGUGAUGCUAUUGGGGAGACAACGAAACCAAUUUUGGUUUAUCCACCUCUCUCUGCUGUUACUGCUCGAAUGUUCCUGACACAGGUUGCCUAUCAGGUUGGUAACUACGACCUGGCUAAGAGAGUUUUCUCACCAGUUUGGGAUUUCUUUGUUGCUUCCCCGCCUCAGGAUGAACAGUCCCUUGUUUGCUUAAGCAGUAUAAUGACUGUUAACCAGAGAAGGUUGCAUUCAGAUGUUUUGGCGGAAAAUUCUUCAAUUCUCUUGUACCUUUUUCUGAGAAAUAUUUUUGUGACAAGUGACAUUAAAAUUAAAGAAGAAAAUAUUUUCUGUGAUAAUAUUAAAGGCAAUGAGAUUUUCCCUUCUCAGCAAAUGGCUAGAGUGAUUGAAUGUGAGAGAAUAUUAGUGGCCUUGGAAAUUAGCACCUUCCUAAAUGAUUCCAGUUACACCCUUCAAUCUGUGACUCAAUGUUAUGGCCUCCUUGCUCCUAUAAUCUAUCACAAUAUUGUGUUGGUGCCUGUUGUACAGAUCUUGAUAAAGUGUAUGUUGGUUUUGCAAGGACUACCAAAUGUUGGUCACUCGAAGAAACAUCUUUUGAGUUUUGAAAGUGUACAGCACAUGAUAGCUUGUUGUAUCUUCUAUAUAACAAAGAUUCUGCGCUCAUGGAAGGAAUAUGACCUGGCAGUGAUGAUUAUAAAUUAUGGAAAAAAGAUGUUGGAUAUCACAUCAGAGUGCAAAUCUCUAUUUGGUAAUAGUGAGCAAGACGAAACACCAGAGGAGAUUUCCACUAAGAAGUUUUUAAAGACUAGGAAGCCACAGCAGAUAUUGUUGCCUGAAAAAAUAAAUGAACAGCUGGCCUUGUUGGAGACACACCUACUAAAAAUGACAAAGCAAUACGUCGCUGCAGAGCUCUCGGGAGCAGAAGACCCUGUAUUUCUCUACCCGGUGGUUUUGAACUGGUCAGUCAAAGGUGCUGUGAGGGAAGUUAUGAAAUUUAAACAGAGACCUAGAUUCUUGGAAUUCUUUACACAAGUUAUGCUAAAAUGCAUGAAUGAAGAAAAAUUCCACCUUGUGGUAGAGAUAACAAUUCCUGUCCAUGAAUUUUUGAAAAGGAGGAAUGAGACCCUCCUUGGAGCCAAAAGAGUAAAACAUAAGGAAAAUGCUGUUUCUAAAAAGGCAAAGAAACCUUUCAAGAAGUUCAAAGCUGCAGUAAUGGAAAUUGGAAGAAAUGUAGAUAUGAAACCAAAAAGAAGACAGAAAAAAAGGGAUACUAUCAAGGAAUUUUUUGCCAAAAAUCCAGUAAUUUUUGAAAUGCCGGAAUAUGAAAGAAAUAAGAGAGCUGAUGUUAGAAAAAUAGCAUAUCGAUGCCUGACACAUUAUUUGAAUCCUAUAAUAUUAAAUUAUAUUCAAAGAAAGAGGUUUCAUCAAGUAUUUCUUGAGGAGAUGCCCUGGAGAGCUCAGAUGAACCUGUAUCUGGCAAGCACGCACUUUAACCUGCUUCUACAAAAGCUAAAGGAGCAUCCAAAGACGAAAUCUGGCACCUCACAUGCAACAGUCAGUUUCCGAUCAUGUGAUCCUAAUAUAUUCUCACUGUAUAAUUCAGGAACAGUGUUACCAACAGGAAGGUUAACUUUAGAAAAUUACAAAGCAAUGCUUGAUUUCCUUCUUACAGCUAAAAAAAGAAAGGCCAACCUACCAUCAGAUGCUGAAGAAUUUUCUGCAUUUAUUAAUUGCAAAACGAGUGAAGAAAAUGUAUCUAAGACACAAACAAUUUAUGACUCAGAUUCUCUGUCAGGUCUUAGUACUAAAGAAAAGGAUCGAGCAGCAAACAUGGGUCUAUUGGACCAUUUUAUGAAAAUCUUUUUAUACUGCAGGAGAGCAAUGGUCCUUGCUCAUCGUGGUGGCUAUUGGACUCUGCUUCAGAACUGCUGUCGGGCCUUUUGGAACUUCACUCAGGAGCUCCAGAUACUACUUAAACAAGCCAUGGAUCUUUACAAAACGUUUCCUAUUAGCCAGGAUGCUUUCCUCUGUAUCUCUGUUUUACCAUUCUAUUUGGGAGCUGAAUUACUUAUUGACAUGUUAAUACAACUACAAAAUAUCAAUUCUAUUAAGUCUGUUGAAGACAGAGGAGAGUUCAGUGUUCCAAGCUGUUAUGGGAAUAUUAAACAUGAUAAUGGUGGCGCUGGCCUUACUUUUGAGCAUCCUUUGGAUGAUGUCAAUGUGGUUGAUUUGAGAUGGAUCCAUGACUUUGUAUUAAAAUCUCUGGAAGUUUUAUACCAAGUGGAGAAAUGGGAAACACUAGUAUCGCUUGCCAUUCAGUUCAAUAUAAUUUCACAUGAGAGAUACACAGAACAGGUGACACCAUGCCUGGUGUAUGCACAGCGCCAGCUUCUUCUGAGGAUACACAAAUUCAAUGGCCCAGAUGUUACUCAACAGCCCUGUGCAAGGUAUGAAGCUGAACAUGGAGAGAAGAUAACCUGCCGAAAUUUCAUUGGGAAGCAGCUCAAGAUUAACCCUCCAGUCAGUACGGUAACAGAUACAAGAAACCGUGCAGAUGCACUAAAGACACUGAUCUAUUCAGAGUAUAGCCGAGCCAAGGAGCUCGUCUGCGUGCCUGUGGAUGUGACAGACACUUUGAGAUGUUUCAGAGAGACCCUGGAAAAAUCCAAAUAUCACAACAGAUCAAUCCGCCACAGCAGAAAGUUGCUUUCAUUGUUUCUUGCCCAGACACAAGGUGAGAAAAACAUAAACAACUUAAAAUUCACUUCUGGAAGAGUAGAAUUUUCCCUGGGGACAGAAGAAAUGCACAUGUCCACGCCACCUGACCUUUCUCAAGAGCACUUCAGGGUGUUCAGUUCCGUGGAGAAAAGCAAACUUCCCUAUUCACAGCUGGGAUUGGUAAUUUCUUCUUUUCACCAAACCAUUGAUGUUCUCCAUGCAAGCAAUCAAAGAAGUCUUAAAGUUCAGGCAUUGCAUACACUUGGGAAUCUUCUCAUCUUCGCAGGGAAGAAAAGGGCUGCGUUUAAGUGUUGGUGUCAAGCUCUUGAUGACAUAUUCAGAAAAUCAGAUAUGCUACAUACGUGGAAAGAAUUUGGCACCUCACUCAGCCGUUCACGCUCAGGUUUCAAAGACUACAGUGAGGAAUUUCUAUCAAAAGUUGGCAUUUGGGGCUGUUUGCAAGGAGCAAUGAUCUCAGCGAAGAUAGCACAAUUUAUUAAGACCUCAAACAUUAAAAAGAGAACCGACUGCUGCAUUUUGUCUGCCCUACUCUUUCAGGGUUUGCUUAGGACCACACUUCCAAAUCCUAAAGGUGAAUGUACCUAUGCUCAAUAUGAAAUCACUCAACUUCUUCCAGGGAUAGAGCUCUUCUCAGACAGAUACAGGGCUGAUAUUUGCUCUGUGGUUGCAAGUCUGUAUUAUGUUACACGUGAAUUACAUUUUGCUAAACAAAAUCUCAUAGUUCUCCCUCUCCUUGCACUGUACCAAUAUUUUGUUUCUGGAAUUUGCCAAGACCUCGUCAGAAAUCUCGAGGCAAGAAUCCUAAAGAUAGAAGUCCUAAUAGAUUUAGGAUUGUUUUCAGAAGCCUUUUAUGAGAUAUGCCAGAUAUUUUAUGGAAGAAACAUACCUUGUUCAAUACCCUCUGGCUGUAAAGCUACUGGAAAAAUUAAGCUAUUCCAAUCAUUUGACCCAGGGAAACCUCUUAACUGUAAAGAAAAUAUACAGGCACUUGAAGAAUUAAUAAAUAAAGGCUUCCCUGUAAUUCUGGUUUCAGUUGGCCAACAACAUCUCUUAAAUAAGUUUUAUUUUGUUAAGGCAUACUUUUUUAUAAGUGUGGCUGCAACAAUAAAUUGUAUCCCAGAAACUUCAGUGAAGGUGCUAUACCGUGGACUUACUGCCGAGAAGAGCAAAGUAAAUCUCCCAAACUCAAAAGAGUUAUCCUCAAGGGAGGAUGGAGGCUCAUCUUGUCAACUUAUGAAAAUUAAAGAUGAAUUGACUCUUAGCACACUAAAGGCAAUUCUGCUGAAUGAAGCUGAAGACAGGCUCAAUUUGCUGGUGUCAGAAAUGGAGCAAGCAGGCCGCAAGAACCUCUCCCAGUGUUCAGCCGGGGAACUGGAGGUCGUGGUGGCAGCCAGGCUCCAGCUGGCUGCAGCUGCCCUCCAGAAACACCGAGCAGCAUACAGUGCUGCAAUAGUGUUUUCCAUACUUAAACUUCUCCAGGAGUCAAAACUUUUAAAAAAGAAAGUAGGACAGGAUUACACAGAAAAUUCCAUCUCUUCAAGAAAUUCUCCUACAGACAAUAAAGACGAUAAUGAGUUUUUAGAUCCUAUUUCCCUAAAUGCCCGAGAAUAUUUCAACAUGCAUCUGUGGUUGAAAUGUCGCUUGGCGCUGGUGACUGCAUUUGUUGCACAGAUUCGUGGCAUUGGAGUUGUGAAAGAGAACGAUAUGAUGGAUUGUUUGAGCCUCAUUAAUGAAGUGUGUAUGGAAGCAAAAAGUGCAAAUGAUACAGAGCUGCAGGCUGAAUUCUUGAUGCAAGCUGUGAUCCUCGGCCUACAAGAAAAGCAUUUAAAGACAGACAUCAUAAGAAACCUUGAGGAUAUAAUAAAUUUGCUUGAAGGAAAUGAGUUUAUCUCCCCUCGAUCUCGGCUGACUCUGGCAAGAAGCCUGAUUUUGCUGGAUGACUUAACAAAGGCUGAGAAAUUCAAGAAAUCACCCUCUUCAAAGACUGAAAAAUUAAAUUUGUUGAAUCAGGCACACAACAUUCUUAUUGAACAGAUGAUAAGUUUUGGAGAAACAAUUGAAUUUCCUUUGUCAAACACUGAUUAUGCAAAUCCAUUACAACCUUUGAAAAAUAUCUAUCUUCCUCAUGGCAUGUUAUUGGCCAAAAUAAAAAUGAGAAUUGGACAUACGAUGGCCAAGCAAGUGUAUUACAACAGUAAAAAGAAGGACCACUCGAAGUGGUUACCUGCCCUUCAUCUUUUUGAAAUGGCAUUGAAGCUCUGCAGGGUAACCGCAGUGGAAGAACGUGAGGUAGAAGCUGAAAUCCUUUUUCAGAAAGGCAAAAUAGAACGGCAAAUGCUGAUGGAUGAGAAAUCUCCAACUACGCAACUUGAGAGUUUAUUUGAAGCUAUACAACUAAGCUUGAGAAAUGAUCAAAACUCAGGAUUGAUAAGAGAUUCCUACCUAGAAAUGGCCCUAUUAUAUUUUCAUCUGAGGAAGCCAAAGAGAAAAAUGUCAACAUCACCAUUAACUGUUAAGCCUCUUAGAAGACAUAGUUCUAUUCGAGAACCAACAGUCAAUCUAUCUGAAAUGUACAAUUCGUUGGCCUGGAUUGUGAUAAGAGCUGCUGCACAGGUCAGUGAAGCUGUGCUGGCAAUAAACCUGCUUAUUGGAAAGAAGAAUGCUAGAACUGACAAAGUCAACCAAGUGGUAUUACCAAAUAUCCCAGAAUUUGCCACUGUGGAUCUUCUGUCUUCGUAUACAGAUUAUUUGCUUGAUAACUACCAAGUUGUUUUCCAGACUUGCUAUUUCCUUUUGUAUCAAAAUGAUGACAUGUGUGACAACACAGAUCCUAGAGUAAAGGCACAAACCAAAGUGGAUAUUACAUGGGUCCUUCUACUGCGCUACUAUAUUCAUCUUCAAAGAAUUAAUAAUAUGAGCAAACUGUUAGCAUCUGCAACGCCAGUAUCUGGAAUUUCUUUGCCGGAUGAUACACUUCUCACCUCUCUUUUCAACUCUGAAUUGAUUUUACGCCAAAAAGAAAUGCAUUGUUUCCUUAAAAAAUUCCUACAGUUGUAUUCUUCUUCUUGUAUUGAUGAAUUUCCAAAAGAGCUUCUUCAAGGAUUUGAAAAUCCACCUUCUUUAGAAAAAGUCUUAUAUGAAUCAACAACCAAGUUAUAUCGUGACAGUUCUCUACAAUCCGUUUUAUCUUUGUGGCUCCUUGCUAGCCCAUCUUCUGUGGACAUGACGCCAUCAGAUAUGAUAACACAAGCUUUAAAUAGAGAACUCUGCUUUCAAUGGUACAUUCCUCCUCUGGACAGACCUCCAAAGGAAACAGAACCUAUGGUUUUGUUGUUGUAUGCAUAUAAUAUGAAGCCCCUGAAGAUUUCAGACAUUAGAUAUUCUGUUAGUAGCAGUGUGUAUACUGGCUCUUUCUGGAUUCCACUGACCAGAGUUAUUUCAAUUCAUGAGAAACUGUCUAACCUGGCACAGAUUGCUGAGAUAUCAUUGCCAGCAACUCCUGAAGCUACUUCAAAUGAAGACAUAGAUAAAACAGAAGAAAGGGAAGAAAAAUCAAUUGAUAAAGAAAUGGAAAACAUGAUCCUUGGGUGUUGCUCUGAAAUAAUGGCUCUGUUUUCAACUGAUAGAGAGCCAACACCACUCUCUGAGAUCCCAUUUGAUGUUUCCCUGCUCUCCAUAUUCAAUCUUGAGAGACUUUUUGAUCUCGCUAAUGGUUGCAUUGUAUCCAAUGGAAGCCUUUUCAACUGGAUAGUGUCAAUCAUUCCCUGAACACCCUUUGCAGGGCUGAAUAAAACGGGGAUCUGAGUCAAGAAUGUGACAUCAGACCAAGGAGUUUUUCAGCAACAUCUGUCAGUCUUUGGAAAUUUG